Dictyostelium purpureum is the source of this 3867-nucleotide messenger RNA. RefSeq lists its product as uncharacterized. The record is from RefSeq and is a predicted model, not a curated record. Bases 1 to 3846 code for a protein of 1281 amino acids. Gene Ontology annotation, cellular component: nucleus. Lineage: Eukaryota; Evosea; Eumycetozoa; Dictyosteliales; Dictyosteliaceae. Gene Ontology annotation, biological process: positive regulation of transcription by RNA polymerase II. Gene Ontology annotation, molecular function: histone binding; DNA binding; ATP binding. The transcript is spliced from 2 exons.
AUGGCACCAAAUGUACCAGAGGUAACAAUGGAAAAUACAAAUACAGAUAUAAACACAAAUACAAACACAACUAUAAAUAGCAACAUGUUAGACGACUUAAAUUUAAAUAUCGAGUUAUUUAGAGCACAGGUUGAAUCUUAUAAAUAUAUAUCAAGGAAUUUACCAAUACCUCCAUAUUUACUACAAAAAAUGGGUCCAAUUUUAGAAAGAGCACCAGUACAAUCAUUUACAGAGGAGUUAGCAAAUUUAAAAUACUAUCCAAGGGGUUUAAUUAAAUAUGAUACAACCAAUAAUGUUCCAAUUACAACUAAUACAAUGGAAUAUCAACAUUUAUCAAAUCUAAGAUUAGCACAGAAGCAUGAAAAGGAUCAGUUAAAACUAUUUCAAAUUCAACAACAACAGGAAGAGGAGGAAGAAAAGUUAAAACAAGCCCAACAAUUAAAUAAGAGUAAUAAUAAUAAUAGUAAUAAAAUUACAGAAAUUGAAGAUAACGAAGAAGAAGUUAUAAAUAAGCCAAUGCUACCUACUGGUGUUUAUAGCAGUUUAAUUCCACCAGUCGAGAGUAUUAAAGGUUUACCAGAAGCCAUUCAAGCAAUUAAUGAAAGAGAUAUUAAAAUUCAAGCCAAAGUUCUAAUUCGUAUUGACGAGCUUAAAGAAAUACCAAUUCAUUGCUUACCACCAGAAGCUAGAAUUAGAUCACAAAUUGAAGCAAAGCAAUUAAGAUUAUUAGAAUUACAAAGAAAACUUCGUCAUGAUAUUGCCUCUGAAAUGGAGGAUCAAGUUUUAAUUAGAUCACUUAGAUUUAACGAGGAUGACAAUCUUUUUGUUAGACCAAUUCCAAGAGUUAUUUCAUCCCCAAGUGAAAUUAUUUUCGAUACCGAUGUUUCUACCCAAAUUCCAGAAAGUGUUAUUGCCACAAAUAAAAAGAAAUUCUUUGAAGCUCUUUUCACACACGCUAGAGACUUUAAAGAUUUCCAUUCUAAAAAGAAGAUUUCAAGAAAGCUUAUAAAUGCACUUCAAGGUUUUAUGAAAGAAAAAGAAAGAAAAGAAGCAGAACGUCUUGCUAAAGAGCGUAUUCGUUUGCUUAAAGCUCGUGAUACUGAAGGUUACAGAGAUCUUUUAGCAAAAACCAAGAAUGAACGUUUAGAAAUGCUUUUGGGUGAAACAGAUAGUCUUUUGCAAAGUAUUCAUUCAUUAAUGGAAAAAGAACAAAUUGAAAAAAGAGAGCGUGAAGCAGAAAGAGAAAGAAUGGAAAUUGAAAAAGCCAACUCUGAUGAUAUUGCCGAUGCAAAUAAUUCAAACAAUGGUGAACCAUCACAACCAAUCGCAUCAAUUACAUCACCAAUUAUUUCAACCACUACAAUUUUAUCAAAGAAAUCAUCACAUUUGGUUAUUGAACAACCAGAUCUUAUGACUGGUGGUAAAUUAAAAGAAUAUCAAGUCACUGGUUUAGAAUGGUUAGUUUCAUUAUACAAUCGUAAUUUAAAUGGUAUUUUGGCUGAUGAAAUGGGUCUUGGUAAAACUGUACAAACUAUUGCUUUUAUUUCUUUUCUUUAUGAAAGAAUGAAUGUCCGUGAACCAUUCCUCGUUGUAGCACCACUUUCAACCAUCAGUAAUUGGUCAUCUGAAUUUAUUCGUUGGUCACCAAAACUCCAUGUUAUUGUUUAUAAAGGAAAGCAAGAAGAAAGAAAAGAAGUUUUUAGACAAAUUCCAAAGAAUGGAUUUGUUGUUAUUAUUACCUCAUUCGAAUAUAUUAUCAAAGAUAAGAAUCGUUUGGGUAAACUAGAUUGGGUUUAUAUCAUUAUUGAUGAAGGUCAUCGUAUCAAGAAUAAAAAUAGCAAACUCUCACUUCAACUUCGUCAAUAUAAAUCCAAACAUAGACUUUUAUUAACUGGUACUCCAUUACAAAACGAUCUUAGUGAACUUUGGGCAUUAUUAAACUUUUUACUACCAAGUAUUUUCAACUCUGCUGAUACCUUUGAACAUUGGUUUAACGCUCCAUUCCAAAAUCAAUCAAAAAGCAAAUCAUUAAUCAAUGUAAAUGAAGAAGAACAACUCAUUAUUAUCAAUCGUUUACAUCAAGUUUUAAGAUUCUUUUUAUUGCGUAGAUUGAAAUCUGAUGUCGAAUCACAAUUACCAGAUAAAAAAGAAAAGGUUAUUAAAUGUAAUUUAUCUGCUCUUCAAAUUGCAAUGUAUAGAAGCUUAGUAGAGUAUGGUGUAUUACCAGUCGAUCCAGAUUCAAAAGAAGGUAGAGCCGGUAGAUUAAAGAUGAAAGGUUUCAACAAUAUUGUUAAGCAAUUGCAAAAAAUUUGUAAUCAUCCAUAUCUUUUUAAAGAAGAAUGGGAUAUCAACGAGGAUCUUAUUAGAUCUAGUGGUAAAUUUGAUACUAUGGACCAAAUCUUAACUAAAAUGCAUGCCAGUAAACAUAGAGUUUUAAUUUUCACACAAAUGACAGAGGUUAUCAAUCUUAUGGAAGAAUAUUUCUCACUCAAAGAAUGGACCUAUCUUCGUUUAGAUGGUUCAACUAAACCAGAAGAAAGAGCUCAUCUUGUUGUCGAAUGGAAUAGACCAGAUUCACCAUUUUGGAUUUUUGUUUUAUCAACUCAUGCUGGUGGUUUGGGUAUGAACUUACAAACUGCUGAUACUGUAAUUAUUUUCGAUUCAGAUUGGAAUCCACAAAUGGAUUUACAAGCACAAGAUCGUUGUCAUCGUAUUGGUCAAACAAAUGCAGUUAAUGUUUACCGUCUCAUCUCUGCAAACUCUAUUGAAGAAAAGAUUUUAGAAAGAGCCACUGACAAAUUAGAAAUUGAUGCCAAAAUUAUUCAAGCUGGUAUGUUUAACACUCAUUCAAACGAUCAAGAGCGUCGUGCUAAGCUCGAACAAUUCCUUCAUGGUUUCCCAUCCAAUACUGCUGAUGAAGUUCCAGUUGAUCUCAAAGAAAUUAAUACACUUAUUGCUAGAGAUGACGAUGAAUUUAUACAAUUCCAAGAGAUGGAUAAAGAAAAAGCCAAAAGAGAUCUCGCCGAAUCUAAAAAGAAUAAGAAACCAAUUAAACCACGUCUUAUGAUCGAAAAAGAAUUACCAGAAUGGGUCCUCCAAACUCCAGUCAUUGAAAAAGAUGAAGAUUUAAUUGGUAAGCGUCGUCAAACUGCUGUUGCCUCUGUAAAUAAUUUUGUACAUGAUGAUCUCACCGAUAAUCAAUAUGCUAGAAUGAUAGAAAAGGGUAUGACUUUAGAACAAUAUAAGGCUCACCUCGAUUCCAAAAAGAAAAAGAAGAAAGGCUUAUCAACAUCAACUCCAAAAUCUAAAAGAGGUAGAAAGAAGAAGGCUGGAAGUGAUGAUGAAGAAGAAGAGGAGGAGGAUGACGAUGAUGAUUUAAUCUCAUCUGAUGAAGAGGGCGAAGAAGAAACUAUUCAAGCACCAAAAAGAGUAUUUGCUAGCCGUAGAUUAACACCACAACAACGUAAGCUACAAAGAGAAGAUCAAGAUCAAGAGCAAGAUCAGGACCAAGAAACAGAUAAAAAAUAUUCUGAUGACGAAAAUGAAGAUGUUCUCAUUGAUGGUGAUAACAACAAUAUAAAUGAAAAUAAAAAUGAUAACCAAACAAUUAGUCACAAUAACGAAUCAAAUAAUAUAAUAGUUUCUGAAGAUCCAAAUGCUAAUGGUGAAUCAACCGAAAAAAGAAAAAGAGGAAGACCAAGACUUUCGUCAACAGGUAGUAAUAGUAGUAAUAACAGUAACAAUAGUGAUAAUAAUGAUACCAAUACCAAUACUCCAGCUAAAAGAAAAUUUGAAGAAAUUAAAAAACCAAAUACUAGUCCAAAACCAUCUAAAAAAUCAAAAUAAAAUUUUUUUUUAUUAAAAACU